Haplochromis burtoni (Burton's mouthbrooder) is the source of this 1774-nucleotide messenger RNA. RefSeq names its product LysM, putative peptidoglycan-binding, domain containing 2 (gene lysmd2). The transcript is spliced from 3 exons. The record is from RefSeq and is a predicted model, not a curated record. NCBI's taxonomy places the organism in Eukaryota, Metazoa, Chordata, Actinopteri, Cichliformes, Cichlidae. Bases 237 to 878 code for a protein of 213 amino acids.
AGUCUCCCCCUGCACGUUCUGUACGUUCAUACGUCAAUGUAGCGGAUCAAUGACAAAAGAGGGCUGUGUGGUAGUGCCCCCUAAACAUGCCUGUUUUCCCCGGGGUUGCAUGCUCCAUAUGACCCGGGAUGGGACUCUCCCCGCCGCCUAAAUCAGCGAUUUAGUUCACUGAAGCGCCGGAGCUGGAACGUUAAAACAAACAGAGGCUAACGGGCUGUUUAUUUAUUCAAGAGAAGAUGGCGGAGUUCUCGCCCGUCCUGCCGAUGCGGGAUGGAGGAGGACGAUUUGCCCAGCCCAUCUUCCCUCGGUCCAGGUCCGGUUCCGAGUCAGAGAGUGAACUGUCCCAGAGUCUGGCCCGGACCAAGAUCCGCUCGUACGGCAGCACAGCCAGCGUCACGGCCUCCCUGGGGGAGAAAUACAUAGAGCAUCGGGUUACAGACAGCGAUACUCUGCAAGGGAUUGCUCUCAAAUACGGUGUCACGAUGGAGCAGAUCAAGAGAGCCAAUAAGCUGUUCAGCAAUGACUGCAUCUUCCUGAGGAACAGCCUCAACAUCCCCGUGGUGUCAGAGAAGCGCUCCAUAUUUAAUGGACUGUCUCUCGAGUCUCCUGAUGGGGAUGGUGACACGGCUUGCCAGGAGGCAGACGCACCUUGUAUUAUCACGCAGGACAUCGAGGGACCCUCGCCGCCCCCUUCCCCGCCCCGUGAGCACUCCAGACCUCCUCAGCCAGAGGAGCUGUCAGCCAAAGACUUCUUACAUAGACUGGACUUGCAAAUUAAACAGUCAAAGCAGGCUGCGCGCAGACUGAAAGAAGAAGAAGAAGUGAGGAGCAGCGAGGAGAAUUACGCGGCCCCCACGACAUCAUACCAGGAGAUCUAAAGAGCAAUCUGUUUACCCAAAGUCUCGGACACGCUUGCCCACGCACACAAACACUACCGCAGCCUCGUUGCUUUUUUCUUUUUACCUUUUCAUGUUUACUGAACCGCGUUCAGCAAGUGUCAUUUCUGCCUUUUUAUUUAUUGAAAUGCAGUUCUUAUGAUGUACAUUACAAGCCCAUUUCCAAGACUGCUGCUGUGCUGUGUGAAAUGUAAAUAUUAACUUAGCCUGUCCUGGUGGUCAUAGGUCAAAAGGCAACACACAUCCUGGAUAUGUUGCCACUUUAUCACAGGGCAACCGUUCCCACUCCUACCUAUAGUUAAUUUAGACUCGCCACUACCAGAAGCGAAGACGCUCAUAUCUAUGGAAGCUUGUUUUUGCCAGAGGAAAAAAGUUUUUCAAUCCACAAGUCAUCAUUUCAAAAUCAUUUCAAAAUUUCAAGGUAGGCAUCUGAGAAACUGUGCCAGAAACAAGCUUCCUAUAGAUCUGCCGCCAUGCAGGGAGGUCUAAGCAAGACAAGGCCAGACCACUUUUUUGCACAUUUUCCAGCAGCGUGGCUCUGGAGAGUCUGGGUGCUAAACACCCACUGAAAGCUCGUGACACAUUACAAAAACCAAAUCUCCCAACAGACACUCCAGACUGUUCCGUUAAGAAAAGGAGGUGAUAUAACACGGUAGUGAGAGAUGUGCGCCUGACUCAGCAUUUUGGCAUCCAAUUCAUAAACGAUAAUUUAUUCUUGUUAAAACAAUGUUUUCAAAUUCGUCAUGCUGUGUUCAUGAUACGUCUAGAUAAAUCUGGGGUUUAAAUAUAUGUAUGUGUAUUUUUUUUAAAUUUCCAUUUUACAUGGCACAUCUCCUGGAAGUAGGUUUGAGGGUAUUUUUUUUUUUUUUUUGUAGUUU